Molecule: messenger RNA, 4100 nt
Organism: Hyla sarda
Lineage: Eukaryota; Metazoa; Chordata; Amphibia; Anura; Hylidae
Gene: CLCN1
Product: chloride voltage-gated channel 1
Exons: 23
Coding region: 22-2763 (913 amino acids)
Biological process (GO): transmembrane transport; chloride transport
Cellular component (GO): membrane
Molecular function (GO): voltage-gated chloride channel activity
Source: RefSeq, a predicted model, not a curated record
CAGCAGAAUCUCCGGCCCCUCAUGUUCUUCUUCCAGAUAUUUGCUUUAUCUUCUUCCUUGUGCUGUCUGUGGACCCCGCGUGGCACAAUGUAUGCGGAGGAGCUUCAUAUAUUCAUUAAGACCUAUGGCCACUAUACAGAAGAACUUUCUCACUUUGCCCGUAAGGAAGCUGCCAGAUUACUCCAAGAGAAGCAAAGUUCAAGCGCGUCCAAACCCCCCGAUGUGCAGAAGCAGUGUUACUCCAAGUGUCACGCCUGUGCACAGCGGGUAAAAAAAUAUUUCAUCAAAAAGUUGGGAGAAGACUGGAUAUUCCUUGUUCUUCUUGGUCUUGUCAUGGCAUUGGUGAGCUGGAGCAUGGACUACGCCAGUGCAAAGAGUAUACAGGCCUAUAGGUGGAUGUAUAAGGGAGCAUCUGAUAAUGUCUGGUACCAGUACUUGGCCUGGGUGUCCUACCCUCUCGUCCUUAUACUUUUUGCUGCCGUCUUUUGCCACCUGGUGUCUCCACAAGCCAUAGGUUCUGGCAUUCCAGAGCUGAAAGUUAUUCUCCGUGGUGUUGUACUGAAAGAGUACUUGACUCUCAAAGCCUUCGUAGCCAAAGUGAUUGGGCUGACGGCUUCUUUGGGGAGCGGGAUGCCCCUAGGAAAAGAGGGCCCAUUUGUGCACAUUGCGAGUAUCUGUGCGGCCGUUCUAAGCAAAUUCAUGUCUGUGUUCUGUGGAGUCUAUGAGGACCCCUAUCGAAGUCUGGAUCUUUUGGCGGCUGGCUGUGCUGUGGGGGUUGGAUGUUGCUUUGGUGCACCACUAGGAGGUGUCUUGUUCAGCAUUGAGGUCACAUCCUCCUACUUUGCGGUGAGGAACUACUGGCGCGGAUUCUUUGCAGCAACUUUCAGUGCCUUCAUCUUCCGGGUCCUUGCUGUAUGGAACAAAGAUGCAGUCACCAUUACUGCACUUUUCCGCACAAAUUUUCGCAUGGAGUUUCCCUUUGACCUCCAGGAGUUACCGGCAUUUGCUGUGAUUGGGAUCUGUUGCGGUUUCCUCGGAGCCUUUUUCGUCUACCUGAAUCGACAAGUGGUCCUUGGAAUCCGCCGGAACCAGACCCUGAGCAGUUUUUUGAGCCGUUAUCGUUUCAUGUACCCGGCUGUGGUUACUUUCUGCAUUGCAACUCUUACUUUUCCAAAGGGCUUUGGGCAGUUCAUGGCUGGAGAGCUUAUGCCCCGGGAGAGCAUCACUGUCCUAUUUGACAACCAAACCUGGAGCAAGUACAUGGAUAACUCCUCAAUACCCGAGACGUCUAAUGCCUUCAUCCGCUCCAGAAAUGUCUUCCUCACUCUGCCUCUGUUCUUCAUCAUGAAGUUCUUAAUGUCCGUCAUCGCUACAACAAUGCCCAUACCCUGCGGAGCCUUCAUGCCAGUAUUUAUAUUAGGGGCAGCCUUUGGGAGAAUUGUUGGAGAGCUGAUGGCCUACCUCUUCCCCAAUGGAAUUCUCUUCGAUGGGAUUGUCUACAAGAUAUUACCUGGAGGCUAUGCUGUGAUAGGUGCGGCUGCACUUACCGGUGCUGUCACGCACACGGUCUCCACCGCCGUCAUCUGUUUCGAGCUGACGGGUCAGAUCUCUCAUAUUCUCCCCAUGCUCAUCUCCGUCAUCAUGGCCAAUGUGGUUGCUCAGAAUCUUCAGCCGAGUCUUUACGAUUCCAUCAUUCAGACCAAGAGAUUGCCGUACUUACCCGACCUGUCCUCGUGUCACGUUAGCAAAUAUAACAUUUUCGUAGAGGAUAUUAUGGUGAGCGACAUUCGUUAUGUGUCUUCUCACUGCACCUACAAAGAUCUUCUCAAUGUCCUGAAGACCUGCUCUCACAAAACGCUGCCCCUGGUGGAGUCAAAGGAAUGUAUGGUUCUCCUUGGAUCUAUUGAGAGAUCAGAGGUCUCAGAUUUAUUGGACAGAGUCCUAAGUAAGGAGAGAAGACUCCGUAUGUCUUCACCUCCCUACAAAGGGCAGAGGACAGCGCGGACCGGGGGGAAACGGGACUCCUUCCGUUACGUAGAUGAUGAAGACACGGGUGUCGAGGAGGACGAAAAGAAAGAGCCGAUCGAGCAUCGCAAUGGUCCCAUCACCCCAAAUAAUUCAGCGGAGACACCCACGACUCCAGCAGAGCCAGACAGUUGCUGUAAGAGAUUCAAUUCUUCUCUGGCAAGAAUCUUCUGUUGUCCUAAGGAGGACAAACCUGAAAACCCUCCAGAGGAAUCUGAGCCUGAAGACCCAAUGACCCCAGAAGAGAUUGCAGUCUGGGAACAACAGGAGCUGGGGAAGGUGGCCUCCUUCGAUAGCUGUCUCAUUGACCCAUCACCAUUUCAGCUUGUGGAGAGGACAUCACUUCACAAGACGCACACGCUCUUCUCACUUCUCGGUCUAAGCCAGGCGUAUAUCACCAGCGGGGGGAAACUGAGAGGAGUCAUCGCCCUGAAAGAGUUACAAAAGGCUAUUGAAGGGACGGCCCAGUCAGGAGUUCGUCUGCGCCCGCCCUUUGCAAGUUUCCGUGAUGCCAAUCGCUCACUGUCUCGAAAGGAAUCCCAGAGGGUGGUUCCAAAGGCUCCUCCAUCUCCUGACCCCUCCAUGAUACCUGAUGACAUCACAAUUUUAGCUACUCCAGAGGUCACCCCGGACUCGGAGCUGGAUGAUCUGUCUGGUCAAGGCUCGGAGAACGUAUCACAGAUCUUGAGGGACUUCCAAGUGUUUGCAGAGCACAGUGAGGACGAUGUGCCUUUGUAACCUCAACCCAUAAAGCCUUGGGGGCCAAGACAGGUCUUCUGGCACUUGUUUUGGUUGGCAAGGCUGACGAAGUUGGAUCUACUCCUAAGAACUUUGAAAGCUCCUACAAUGGAGGUGACUACGCUAGUAUGCCUGGGGCCGGUGAUCCCGACAUUUACUCUACAUACUUACAUUAAGUACACAGGAAUUACUGCUAUUAUUAUAACAUUGUCAUACAAAAAACACAAAAAGGGAGCCUGAAGAUUUGUUGCCCUUCAUAUAAUGGUCUUGAAGAACACAAGGAAUAACCUCCACUUAUGUCAACGUUCUGCAUUCCUCAACGAGAAGCCAACUCCAAGUGAUACAAUCACCAGCAUCCACUAGACCUCUGAGAAACCAAUCUCUUAACUCCAGUUCACAACUGGAAAGCCAGCCUACACCUGUAAAUAUAAAAAUAUCGAAUGAUCCGUAUCAAUAAGCAAUGAAUGGAUGAACUUCACAAUGGUUCCUUCUAAUGUGUUACUCACCCACCAAACCAUAUUGGCAAUGUCAGGGUCAAUCCGUAUAGGUUUUUAUUCAUGACCCAAGGGGCAUAGCUAUAAAGCAUUGUUCCCCAACCUGUGGCAUAACAUGUUCCCCCCAACUAGGGGCAUAGCUAUAGAGGUAGCAGAGGUAGCAGUCACAUCAGGACCCUGGUGCCUAAGGGGACCCCAAAGCACAUCUUCCUCAUAAGAGACCAGUAUUAUAAUUGACAUAUGGGGCCCUGUUGCAGAAUUUGCAUUGGGGCCCAAAAGCUACGCCUCUGCCCACAACCUGUGUCCCAUCAGGCCCUGACAGACAAAGGAUAGGGGAACACUGCUACAAGGGGAGUAGAGGUAGCAGUUAUACCCAAUGGCCUAUAAAAAGACUUCAGUAUUAUAAAGGGCACACUGUAGGUAAGGGACAUGUUACAGAUUUAGCAUUGGCCCAGGAUCUUCAAGUUGUACUACUGCAUGACACUUAAAGGAGAUUUUGGAGAAUAGUACUCAGGGCAUAGUUUUAUAGAGAAAAAUCUAUACUUAUCCUCCUCAUUCCCUGCCGCCACCACCUUCUCAGUGUCAGUCCCUGCUGCGAAAGGUGUCAGCAAAAGGACCUUCCCGCUCAGCCAAUCAGUGAACAUGGCAGUGGGGACCAACACUGAUAAAAUGGCAGCGGCGGGGGAUCAAGAAGGGUAAGUAUUCUUUUUUUCUGCACCCUGAACACAGCUAGAUGGAAAUAAAAAAAAACAUGCAGCAACCCCCUUUAAUUCCCAUUGCUGGCAUCAGAUACAUUUUUGCAACGCAGACCCAUAACACUACUGCAAAUAGAGGAUGCAAAAC